GUGGAAUAGUUUUUAAUGGUAUGCGUUACUGUAAAUUGUUUUAGUGUUUAACUUCUAAAGCUCAGUCAUCACAUAAUCCAUCUUCAAGAUAACCUUAAAAAUUACAAGUAAUUUUGAAUUCAAUGGAAAUUGCUCAGUUGUCUCACUAUGGAAAGGAUAAAUUCUGUUUCCGAAAUUGAUUUAAUUGAAGAUCGAUAUUAUCGUGAUAGUGCAAGCUCAAAGCAUAAUUUAUCUUUUGCUGGCUGUGGUUUUCUUGGAUUAUAUCAUGUGGGUGUUUGUUGUUGUAUUAAACAGUUUGCCCCUCAACUGUACCAAAAUAAACCAGUGUCUGGGACAAGUGCUGGUGCAAUAGCUGCAGCUUGUCUUAUAUGUGAAUUAGAUAUGGAUACGUGUGUUCAGUAUUUUUGCAAAAUUGUUGAAAAUGCCAAAUGGUAUACACUUGGUCCAUUCGAUCCACGGUUUAAAGUAAAUGAACAUUUAAGAGAAGGAUUAUCAAAAAUAUUACCAUCAGAUGCUCAUAUUUUGUGUUCUAAUCGUCUGUCUAUUUCAUUGACGUGUUUUGCUACAAGAAAGAAUAUAAUCGUUCGACAAUUCAAGGAUAAAGAUGAAUUGAUCAGAGCUUUGCUUUGCUCUGCGUAUAUUCCAAUAUUUAGUGGAUUUGUUCCACUAUCAUUCAGAGGUCAGCUUGUCGUCGAUGGAGGCUUAUCAGAUAAUCUGCUUAACAUCAAUCAACAGACAAUUCGAGUUAGUCCAUUUGCCGGUGACGCAGAUAUAUGUCCAUUGGAGUCAAAAUGUGAUCCACAGUAUAACAAUGCACAACCACAAGGUUAUGAAGAUGUAUUAGGUUCAAUUACAUUGUUGAAUCUUACAAUGCGCUUAAAUCUAACAAAUAUUAAACGCUUCAUUGGGAUGGUAUGGCCAAUGAAUUCUGAUCAGCUGGUUAAUCUAGCCACCCAAGGUUAUGAUGAUGCCUUACGGUUUUUAAUUACUCGUGGUUUCAUCGCUUGCCGUAUACAUCAAACUCCCAGAGAAUUCUCAAACAUUUCGCGAUCAAAACAACGUAACAAUGUAACGCGUAUUCGUCGUUUGCCCAGUGUUGAUGCCUUUUUAUACCGUAAAGUAAAUGAAGAAUCAGAUGGUUGUCGAAAAUAUUCCACUGAUCCAAGCUCUAAUCCAAACGUACCAAAAUUGACUAGAUCCUCUACUCCCAGAAAAGUAAUUCCUUAUUCCGGUAUUGGAUUAAAUGUCGCUAAUUGUCGUGCAUGUCAAGAUAAUCUAUGCGAAGCUAUCAAUUCUUCAUUUCCCGCAUCAUUACGCUUAGUAAUCAAAAAAGGCACAAAUCCUCCGCCGUCGUAUUUAAGAUGCAUUCAGAGUCGUGUUUUUAGUUAUGGAUCGUCUGUUUGCUCAUUUGGUUUUAAUUUGGUUAGAUUUCCUCUGAGUUUACAAGUCAAAGUCCUAAUAUGUGUCGUUUCCAAUAAUUCGUUAUGUGGGGAAGCUGAGAAAUCUGUUAUGAAUAUGUGAUUUCAAUGGAAACGUUCACUAGUUGAUGAGGGAAGUAGCCAUCUUGUAUAUAUUUUUUUCUCUUUAAUCAGUAUCGUUUCAGUCAGCCAUAGGCAGUGUAGUUAUGGGUGUUAAAGCCAGUCAGUGCUUCUAUAUGAUUCAGAAACUUGGCGCGUCACUUCCAACAGGCUUUAAAUUUUUAUCACCAGCUGCUUUCGUGGGCUUAAUACUGAAGAUCAGAUGGUCAGCCAGAACUGGACACUCAACAAGUGCGAUCUUAGGGUGAACCUGUCAACAAACUAUUGCCCAACAAAUAUGUAGAAAAGGAUGGAGAUGAGUUAGACUUACUCUGGUCAUCGCGAGUAGAACCCGAAUGGAAGACAACUUGCUUGGUGUAUGACGGGGGAGGGUGAUAUGAAGGAGAUCGCGUAUGAAAGAAAUGAAAUCUAAUGGGCAAUCGUGGAGGGAGCUAGAAAGAACUCCAGAGAACAGGGUGAAAUGGAGAUGUGCUGGUGAAGCCCUAUGCUUCACUCGGAACCCAAUGGAAUGAUAAUCAUGAUAUGAAUGAUAUCUAAUGCCAUACGAAUAUACAACAGUAAGCUCAACACUUGUAAAAAAGAGUAAGAAUGAAGAAAUUUACCCUUUAUGUGUUGCUCAACAAAUAAAUCUUGAAAUGUUUCAACUCUUUAUGCUUUUAUUAUCAACGUCUUUAUAAGGGAUUAACAAAAUACUACACUUUUGAAAGACGUCCGGUUAUCAUCCGAUGAUGGUUUCUUCAGUUUCGGUCGAGAAUUUAUUUACAACACCAAGAGCUAUACUGUUGUACUUAAUAUUAGGGACAUCAUAUUGAACAAAAUAUGAAAGCAUAUUCAAAAAGACAUUCAAGGGGUGUCAACACUAUUCAGAUGUUUACAAGCUUUGAAACAGUCGGAUGUCAGUAAUUACUAUCUGUUGAGUUUAUUAGACUUGCUCAAGCAAUCGUAUCUCUAUCUGGAGGAUUCAAAAGACAAGACUGUGUGCUCACCAGAUUAUUCAAAUUCUGAGUCAUCUAAGUACAGACGUUAUCAUUCAGUUCCGGAAAAAUUAUGUUCAAUGUUUUCUGUGAUAACUUCUGUCUUAGAGAAGGGAACUGAUAAUAUGAGUGAUUUAUUUUUACGAUUAAACUCUGUAGAGCUACCAACAGCUAAAGAUUGCGGUUUAGAAUUGCUUUCAUCCCCUCAUUCAACAAAAGAGUUCUGUGACCAGCUUAAAUCUAGUCUCAGUUCAGAAAAUAUAGCUAAUCAUGAGUCAGACUGCAGCCAGACAGAUUCUGGAUUCAAAGGGGAUACCGAAUACAAUGAAAACUAUUCUGUGUCAUCAAAUUAUUCACAUUCAAUUAGAACAUUCUCAUUUGGUGAUUUUGAUUCAAGUACACAGUGCUCAGCAUUUGAAAACUGAAAAAGUGCAACACAAGAUUUCAUUGUACUGAUUUUUUGCUAUUAUUUUUCAUACUUCAAUUGAAACAGAACAUUUUUCUACUUAAUAUAAUAGAUUUUGUUUUCCUCUUGCUUUAUUUUCUGUUAUCUUUCUCAUAUGAACUUACAAUGUUUCUCAGAUUAUCACUCUUUUUUAUGAUUUCAGCAUCGAUAUACUUUAACUGGUUUCUUCUAGUGCUUAUUUUUUAAUUAGUACUUGUUAUAAAUUUAUUGAUCUUUCAUACUGGAUGUUCGGUAAUGUAAUAAUAGAAGUGCUGAACAGCUUCCAGGUUUCUUAGAGUUUCUGUAGUACAUCUGAGUAGUCUACUUGUGUAUGGGUGUCUUUUCACAUAAUAAGUAUUUGCUAGAGCAUUCUGUAGUCGACACUUUAUGUAGUUUUUGAAUUAAAA
Molecule: messenger RNA, 3364 nt
Organism: Trichobilharzia szidati
Lineage: Eukaryota; Metazoa; Platyhelminthes; Trematoda; Strigeidida; Schistosomatidae
Source: the annotation of a GenBank genome assembly